Messenger RNA from Austrofundulus limnaeus, 10508 nucleotides. RefSeq names its product proline rich 12a (gene prr12a). Lineage: Eukaryota; Metazoa; Chordata; Actinopteri; Cyprinodontiformes; Rivulidae. The coding region runs from base 1127 to 9274 and encodes 2715 amino acids. The transcript has 15 exons. The record is from RefSeq and is a predicted model, not a curated record.
GAAUCUGUUUGUAAAUCAGUUUGUUUUUUUCCUACGUGCACUUGAAUGCAUCACAGCAAAUCGCUACGCGCGGAGCGAACUGGUGACUCUUUUUGUGUGUAUUUAUAGUUAUCCCGUGGAGAGAAAAAAAUGAGUAUCUGGGAAAGCAAGCAGGAGCGUUUGGCAGACUGAUAACACCGGUGAAUGGAGGUCACAGCAGACACGGAGUGAGACGCUGAGGGGGAGAGAGAGGGGAGGACGGACAGCGGCUAUCCGCCUUCAAAAAUGGCGUCUCCGGAGGAAAAUGAGUAAAAAUGAUUAAAACGCGGCCUAUUUCUUUACACUUCCUUGUUCGGAUUUAAAGAUAUUUUUUCGUUGUGCCGUUAUUAUUUUUUUCCCAGUGCAAGCGGUUUCGUCGCGUUUAUUUUAAUGGCUGUUAGAGAACAAAAAGGGGGGAGGAGAGCGUAUUUUGGGAAAUAAAAGCAGCCCAGUUUUAUUUUGAUGCGUCGUUGCUGACAGCUAGCAUCUGCUGCUAACCCGUAGCUCCGCUCCGUGAAGGGGGUGGGAACGAUUUGCAUGCAAAGGGAGAGGAAGAAAAAAAAAGAGAUUUUCAAAUUGGGGAUUUCUUUGCUCGCCCUAUGGGGAAUGAUUGCAACCAACGUGGCCCCCGUCGAUUACUAUCUUUUCUAGCGCUAGCAGCGUAGCCGAAACUAGCCCGAAGAAAGGGGAGGAGAGACGGUGAAAAAAAAGGGACGCGUUCAAGUCAAAUGUUUGAAAGCAAUUCGCCCAUCAGCGACCAAAAUCAUCUCUUCAUCAUGACCGUGACUGAUUUUAGACCCGAUCUGCAUUCGAGGAAAUGAUAAAGGUGAAAAGCGCAGGAAAAGGAGACAGACUGGCUUUUUUUUGGAGGUGCUUGGAUUAUAACCCCGUAGACCCCCCUCUCUUUUUUCAUCCAGCUUUCUCCUCCUCCCCACCAUUUCUCUUUGAAUAUGCUGUUUUCCACUCUUGAGGACUUGCCCGUGAAACCGGGAAAAAUAGCUUGAAAACGGGAAAGACUGGAUUUUUUUUUCUUUUUCUUUGACUUCCUCCACAUUUUUGUGUCCUGCUACGUUGUCGUCGUCGCUGACGCUUUGUGUACGAGACAUAAAUGGAUAGAAAUUACCCGGGAACAGGAUUUGGUGAUUUGGGCGCAGGAGCAGGAUGGAGUUACGACAGAACAGCAAAAGCAAGUCUUGUCUAUGGGAGUUCCAGAUCAUCCCACCCUGAGUCUGAGCUCCUUCACCGACAAGCCUACGCCACCCCACACCCUCUGCAGGGCUAUGCUACCAAUCACCACCCAGGGAGCUCUGGCCAAGGCGGGGCUUGGGGAGCAGCUGGACGGAGUUUGGGUCUUUCGGGGCUUUUUGACACAGGCCUGCACCAUGCCAGCCCCUCUGCUCCUGAUGCCUCUGUCAUGAAUCUGAUCUCAGCCCUGGAGUCCAGAGGUCCUCAACCUCCACCCUCCGCCUCCUCCCUUCUUUCUCAGUUCCGCACGCCAUCCUGGCAGACAGCAAUGCACACACCUGCUCCCCCUGAACUGUUCAUCUCUGGAGCCCUUCCUGGCUCUGGAUCUUUCCCUUCCUCAUCAGCUCUAUCAGCAUAUCAACAUCCAGCAUCGUUCUCCAGCCGCUCUUUCCCUGCUGCCUCCCUUUCCCUUCAGGACACGCCCACAUUUAGUCCGACAUCCAAUGGUCUACUCUCUCCGCAUGAUCCUCUAAUACAUAUCAAAGCCCCUUCACAGUCAAGCCUGGGUUUUGAUCGACUCCUGUCCUCACAGGGUGCUGCUGCUGCCUACAGGGGCAGCCAGGAUCCCACGGGCGCGACGUCGGCUCAGGCCUCCUCUGCCAGGCAUCUGCAGUCACACCAGUUCAAUCUGCUGUCAUCUCAGCUGCAGGAUCAGUCCUCCCAGCUGUACAAUCCAUCAGUAUUUUCCUCAGCCCAGUCCCAGCCUCAGUCCCAGUCGCAGUCUAACUCGGCUCAAGAGCGGGCCGUGCCCCGGCAGGACAGCGUCAUCAAGCACUACCAGCGGCCAACACCAUCCCAGUCGCAGCUGUCGUCCUCAGCCGCUCACUCGCUUCAGCACUAUCUCAGCUGUGGAGGGGCGGGGUACCAACAGAUCGCCACCCACCACAGGCAUGCUGGACUAUCUUGCAGCCCACUAGGUGACCAGAGCCCCUCAUCCGACCACAAGCCCACUUCUCGCACCGAGCAGUAUCGGCCAAUUAUUCAACCCCCCUAUUCCUCCUCUUCCUCUUCUUCCUCCUCAGCUGGUAAAGGUACUAAAAGCAGCUCUAGUAGUGGCUAUUCCUCUGGAAGCUCUGCAUCAUCCUCGAGAACUCCUCACACGCCUCCGUCAGCUUCCUCUACCUCUUCUUCGUCAUCUUCUUCUUCAGCCACUUCGGGGGCUCAUCCUUCUAACUCGAUUCCCACCUCCAGCUCGAGCGCAGCUCCCUCUAGGCAACAGCCGCCUCCUCAAGCAGCUCCACCUCCCCCCACACCUCAGCAGCAACAGCCCCCUGCCACUUCUGCUUCAGCUCAACAGUCGCUCCCCAAAUCUUGCCUCUCUGGCUAUGGCUCUCCUGUACCCCCAGUGAAGACCCCUACAUCUGCUCUUACUGGUCAGACUCCACCCCAACAGCAGACACAGUCAUAUUCCCCUAAUCAGCCCCCAACGUCCCACCUGGCGCAGUCUUAUGGAGGUUUUAACUCACCUCAAGCUCAAGACCUGAGCUCUGGUACGGGUGGGAAAGGCUAUGGGAGUUUAGGGCGAAGCCAUUCAUAUUCCACUGAUAUAUAUGGAGCUGAUUCUGCUUAUGGGUCACUUCCAUCUUCACUAGGUGGAGCUGGCAGCCCGUCAUUAGGCUACGGAGCGCCAGGCCACUCACCCGCCCUUUUAAGAUCGAGUGGCUCAUCAGGCAGCGGAGCAUCUGGAGGCGGAAGCAGCAGUGGCACAGGAAGUGGAAACUCUGGGUCAGGAGGCGGAGCUGGAAAUGGUAUGACCAAUGAAAGAGGUGGAGGAGGUAGUGGUGGAGGCUCUUUUCAUAUUCCAGAUUCCAGCCCCUCCCCUUCAGGCAACUCGGGCAUCAUUCGUCCAGGGUUGCACUCUCCAGUUCCCACCUGCCCCACUCAGUCUCCAGGAGGUGCAGGCUCAAAUAAAUACAUUUCCUCAGUUCUCUCACCCACGUUCUUGGCCUCCCCUCAAGGCUUCCCAGACACCAGGGGUCCCACCUCCCAACCCCAGUCAUAUCAUUCGAACUCCUCUAAAUCAAAGGCAGACACUUCCAUGUUAGGAGUGGGCUCUCAGAGAUCUCAAGAAGAAGUGGAUGAUGAUGAAGAGUUCUUGAUUCAGCAUCUGCUUCAAGCCCAAGCGAGUCCUACUCCUCAGGCUUCUCAUCACCAUGGCCAACAGCAGCCACAGCAGACACCUCAACAAACACAGCCCCAACCCCAGUCAGUCCCCUCCACCAGUGACUCGAGCAAAGGGAUGAGUUAUGACAUGGGCAAGACUUCCGAGGAGAGGUACCACCCGCAGAGCGUUAUACGGACCCACAGCGCYACAACCACGGCAGGGGUAGGAAGUGCAGGUUCUGCAGGGUCCAUUUCUGGGCUGGAGAACCAGCUGGAGAUGUCACUGAAGAAACAGCAGCAGCAUCAACAGCACCACCAUCAACCGCAGCAACAGCCACAAAGGAAUGACCGAUCAGUCGGGAGCAGCAGAAGCAGUGGUGGCAGAAGCAGCACCGAACAGGUGCAUUCCCACCUGCAUCAUCAUGACAACCUUGGCUCGGUUGUUCACUACGGUCGGGGCGACCCGUACUCUCAGCACUCUCUUGCUCCUCAGCACUCCUCACACAGCCAACACGUGUCCUCGCACUCKCAGAUGCCGCCUCACACUCAAAUGGAGCUCCAGAAGAAGCCGCAGGAGCGCGCAGAGAUCCCGUAUCCUCGGAAGACGCCAGAGCUCCAGCAGCAGCACUCUCAGUCUCAGGCCGCCGUGUCCCUCAUGGACUCCCCCACGGACCAGUCCCGUCAGCCGCCUCACCUGCUGCAGUCCGUGCUGUCUCACACCACCCGCAACAAACUGGAGCCGCAUCAGCCGCACCACAAGAUGGACUCUCAGCAGCAGCAUCAGCAGCAGCACCACAAGAUGGACUCCCAUCGUCAGCACCAACAGCACCACAAGAUGGAUUCUCACCCACCGCAUCAGCCACACUCGAAAAUGGACUCCCACCCUCAGCAUCAGCAGCACCAGAAGAUGGACUCCCAUCAGCAUCAGCAGCACCACAAAAUUGAUUCUCAUUCACAGCAUCAACAGCACCAUAAAAUGGACUCUCAUCCCCAGCAGCAGCAGCACUCUAUCAGCCAGCAGCAAGCUGUAAUGGAAGGAGCUGGUGGAAGACUGGGGACGAGUAAACACCAGGCUCAGUCUCAGUCCCAAACUACCCAGCUGCAGCUCCAGCUGCAGUCCCAAGCUUUGGAGGUGGCAGCCGCUCACUACAACCGUGGCCCGCAUCAGCACGACCAGAGCCAGGUGAAACAAAGCUCCGUGGUGUCCUCGCUGGACAUGCUGGAACGCUCUCUCUCUCAGACCUCCAGCGCCGACGUCGGCGUGGCCGAAGACCGACACGGCGGCCCAGGCAGCGCAGGGAGGAGCGGCGGUAGCAGCGAGCGCCACAGACAGCCGCAGCAGGAGCCACAGAGGCAGCACCCUCCCCACCAUCAGCCACAGCCAACCCACCACUCACAGCAACACUCGGCCUCCGAGCUCCACUCCUUCCUCUCAGAGCCCGACAUCGGCCUGUCCACCCCGUCCCACAUGCACCACCUCUCGCAGCAUCACGCGCAGCAGCAGCAGCACCAACAAAGCCACUCCCAUCACCCUCACACCCAACCCCACCCUCAGCAGCAGCCUUCUCACCCUCACCAUAUACCCCCACCUCCUGCGUCAGCUCACCCUCAACCUCAGCCUGACCCACAGCAGCCACUCUCAAGCCAGCUCCCCCCUCAGCAGAGCCAGCUAGACCAGCAGCGCUCAGAACAGCAUCAGUUUGACACAGUCAGCCCAGUGGAGAAAGCAGACCAGAAUCAGCAAAGUAACCGGUUUGUACCAUUAACGUCCAUCUGCUUCCCCGACUCGCUCCUUCCAGAUGAGGACCGCUCUUUUUUCCCAGGAAUGGAAGACAUGUUUUGUGCCGAAGACUACAAAUCAAGCUGUGCUGGUGGUGCAGGACCUGGGCAGGAGGAGAUGAAUGAAGGCCACGCUGGGCAAGAAGGAAUGGAUUCAAUGAAAGGUGGACCAGGUGCAGCGGGAGCAGGAGGUAGUGGUGGACCUAGCUACGAUAUGAUGGGCCACCAUGGAGGCGAUCAGGCUUAUGAACAAUACUGUCAUAGUCUGGAAGAAACUAGCAACAACACUAUGACUCUGGAUCUGGACUCCCUUAAAACACACGAGCUUCCUUCCACUGUCAACACCGAGCAGUUAGGCUUGAUACAGUCCCAGGCCACAACUAUGGGUAUGGGCUCCAAUACAGCUGGUCCAAACAACUCUGGAGCUAAAAUGACCUCAGGUCCUGGAGGAACUGGCUCAGGACCAGGUUCUGGAGGCCUCCAGUCUCCAAUAUUUUGCUCAUCUCGUCCCAAGAAGCUCCUCAAAUCUAGCUCUUUCCAUCUGCUGAAAGAACGCAGGGAUCCUAAUACACUGCCCAAGAAAAGUUACGCUCAAGAAUAUGAGUUUGAGGAUGAUGAGGAUAAGGCUGACCAACCUGCGGACAUCAGGUUGAACAGCCGCAGACUGCCUGACCUUUUACCAGAUUUAGUGUCCAGCUGCAGAAAGGGAGGAGGAGGUGGAUCACUCAGCCCUUUAAUGGGUGACAUUGAUUUUUACCACACCUCUGGCUACUCUUCUAUGGGGUCACACUCGAUCCUGCCUCCGGAUGGACCCAAAAAACGAGGCCGAAAGCCUACUAGGCCGAAAAGGGAGGGUCCCCCUAGGCCAAGAGGCAGACCUCGGAUCCGCCCUAUGCCUGAGCCCUACACCCCACGAGGCAUGAUGGGGGAUAUGGGUGGAUCAACAGUUGGAGCGGGAUUCAGUGUGGAAGGACGGGGCAGGGGUAGAGGCCGUGGAAGUCGAGGAAGAGGAGGAAGGAGAGAGGAUAUGUACAUGGAAAUGAGCGGAAAAGAGCAGGAUCAGAUGCACGCGCAUCACCUCCAUCAGCAGCAGACACAGCAGCUCCAUCAUCAGCCUCAGCAGCAGCACGAGCCCAUCCCACCUCUCAAGAUCAAGUUGCCAGUUGGUACUUUGUCCUCCUCUGACGCCUUGCUGAGGACAGACUCUUUGUCUGGCACCGACCCUGCUUUGUCAGACGGCUCCGUUGGCUCAGCUCCCUCGCUUGGUUUAAGUCCUGGACCUCCCUGCAGCACAGAGAGCGCUAGAAGCCAGGACAAGAACAAACAGAAAAGCCAGAUGAUAAGUGAAGGAGUGGAUGAGGAAGGAUUGGAGGAAAGGGGGGAUGAGAAAGAUUCCGAGUCCAAAGCUGGUUUUGUUGCUUCUUUCUUGGACUUCCUCAAGUCAGGGAAGAGACCACCAGGGUUGGACAUUUCACCAGGAAUGGAGCCUGACAAUGGUGAAACGUCACCCUGUAAAUCAGGGGGUCUACGCCCACUGUCUCCUGCACCUCCUCCCCCACCACCACCGCCUCCCUUUGGGGAUGGCGAGGGCAGUGGAGGCCUGGCCCUGGGCAACUGCCCCAGUCCCAAGCGCUUAGAAGAUGAGCUAAAGAGAAACCUGGAGACUCUACCGUCUUUCUCUUCUGAUGAGGAGGAUUCGGUUGGAAAGAACCAGGACCUCCAGAAGAGCAUCUCCUCAGCCAUUUCAGCUCUUUACGACACCCCUCAGCUUACCUCAAACAUCCAGAAUCCCCUACCACCUCCCCCUUCACCUCCUCAGACUCAGUCUAUCCAGGCUCCUCUUACCCCCACGUUGCAGCCUCCCACACUUAGUCCACAGCCAACAGUGGUAACUCCUCACUCCCAGCCCGAGUCUAACGAACCGGAGGUCCUUCCACCAGAAGAUGGGGACAUGGAAGAGAGCAAGGAAGAGGAGGAGGACGAGGAAGAGGAGGAGGAGAACGAGGAAGAGAGAAGCACUGAAGAGGAUGAAGAAAAGGAUAUAACAGAAGAGAGGGAACCACAGCUGGAAACCCUGAGUGCUCCUAAGCUUGAUGCUCCUCUUCCUGAGAUUCCACCAGAGCCAGAAACUCCUGAACCACCUUACGUUCCGCCAUCUCCUGCCUCAUCCUCCUCUCCUUCCCAUUCCCCGCUCCCUCCCCUGUCUCUCCCCUCACCACCGCCUCCACAAGAGGAGCGACAGGAUUCCCAGCCGCCAAGCCCUGCUGCUCCCGCAUCUCCUUCUCCAUCGCCACCACUACCGCAGCUGCCGCCGCCUCCUCCUUCCCAGGCUGCUGCCAUCUCUCAGCUUGCCACUCCUCCACCCGCCUCCCCUCCUCCCCCACCCAAGGAGUCUCCCGCACCGUCCCCGGAAUCUCCCGCCUCUCCCGAGGAGCCUCCAGCUCCAAAGAUCACCUCGCUGCACCUCGCCCAGAAACAAGAAGACGCAGCCAUCGUUGGAGAAAGCGAAGAGGACGAGAGCGAGAGCGGAGGGGAGGGCAUCUUCAGAGAAAGAGACGAGUUUGUGGUGCGGGUGGAAGACAUUCGAACACUCAAGCUGGCUCUGCAGACCGGCCGCGAGCCUCCAGCUAUCUGGAGGGUGCAGAAAGCCUUGCUGCAGAAGUUCAGCCCAGAGAUCAAAGAUGGGCAGAGGCAGUUCUGUGCCACAAGCAAUUAUCUUGGUUUCUUUGGAGAUGCUAAAAGGCGGUACCAGAGAAUAUAUGUGAAGUUCCUGGAGAAUGUCAACAAGAAGGACUAUGUCCGAGUUUGUUCUCGGAGACCGUGGCGCCGAACUGCACCAAGUCUCAGACGACAGUCCCUCCCUAGAAUGGCAUCUCCUCCUGCUAGCCAGGCACCCCCAAGAGUUGUAGAAAAAGAGGAGCGUAUAGCGCCUCCACCUGUCCAGCGUGAACAGAAGGAGAAAUCAAAAACGGCAUCGGCAAAAGAACAUGUUGAGAAAAAAGAGGCCGCGGUCGCUGUGCCAAAAGCCAAAGAAAAGGAGAAGGCGAGGGACCAGGAGAAGGAUAAAAUAAAGCGUGCUCAGCCGCAGCAGGAGAAGGUGGAGAAGCGAGCGCAGUUGCAGCAGGAGAAGGUGGAGAAGCGAGCGCAGUUGCAGCAGGAGAAGGUGGAGAAGCGAGCGCAGUUGCAGCAGGAGAAGGUGGAGAAGCGAGCGCAGUUGCAGCAGGAGAAGGUGGAGAAGCGAGCGCAGCCACAGCAGGUAAAAGCGGAGAAGCGAGCGCAGCCACAGCAGGAAAGAGGAGAGAAGCGGAUACAGCAGCAGCAGGAGAAGGUGGAGAAACGUGUGGGCGCAGCAGAACGUGGCAGAGCUAAGGAAGACAAGAAAGCAUUGGAAAAGAAGGAGAAACCUGAACGACCACCCAAGUUCAAGCCAACAAAAGUGAAGGCCGAGCCCCCACCCAAGAAGAGGAAGAAGUGGCUGAAUGUACCUUCAUCGGUACCGUCAUCGUCUGACUCCGAUUCAUCUGAUGAGGCGGCUAGUGAGAAUGAAAUGCCAGUGAAAGGCGGAGUGAACAAUCGCGCCAUGAGAGAAAUGUUCAGGAGCUACGUGGAGAUGCUGGUAAGCACAGCCCUGGACCCGGACAUGAUCCAAGCCCUGGAAGACACAGAUGAUGAGCUCUACCUCCCCCCAAUGAGGAAGAUUGACAGCAUCCUGAGCGAACAGAAGAGGAGGUUGUUGAGGAAAGUCAGCAUGAGUUCUCAACACCAGGAGGUUCUGCAUGCUUAUCCCCAAAUAAUCACUGACCCUUUGGACACGGGAGUGGUGAGGGUGCGACUAACUGGUGACGCUUACAAUCGAAAGACUCUCAACAGAGUCAAGAAGACCCUGCCUAAACCACAGGACCUAAAACUGUCAUCUGAGAUGUACCGGAUAUACAGUCUCUACCACUCUCUGCAUCACUAUAAAUACCACACCUUCUUACAGUGCAAGAAAGAGACCAACACCAUUGAGCAGGCAGCCGAGGACCCUGGCCAAGAGGAAGUGGUGCAGCAGUGCAUGGCCAACCAGAGCUGGCUGGACACCCUCUUUAACUCCUUUAUCGAGCUGCUCACACUCAGCACCAAAGCCUGAGUUAGCCUCACAGAGAGACCUAGUGAGCUGGAAUCAGAGGACUUAAAAGAGAAAAAAAACCAACAUAAAGUUGAGAUGGAUCCCACUGUACAGCCCCCAGACCCGUCUUUGAAUCUCUUCAGAUCUGAGGAUGAUGUUUUUGAAGCCCUUGAGGAACACGGAAGGGUUUGUUGAUGUGACCUCGGACGCUGGCCUUUUUUCUUUUCUUGUUUUUGAUCAGUCACUAAAGAAAGCGUCUUACUUUGUGAGAGUUGGACCCCAUUGGAUUAAGGGGUCGCCAGAGGCUCAAGAGGAUACACUGAUCAUUGAUGAAAAAGGGAGAGCUACAAAAUGGAUGGACAACGAGGAGGAGCCGUAACGCCUAGUCAAAGGAGGAGCCACUGACAUCUUGUUAAAUGUGUGUCAUAAAGACAAUAGUUCAGAGAAAAAAAAUACUAUUACUGCUUAGUUUUUACAUAAAUUAUUUUUUUGAAAAGACUAACAUCAGCUGUCGGCUUUUGAAAAGAGUGGAAGAAGGCGAGAAUGCUUUUUAAACUGCGUGUAGAGUGUGCCGUGAGCAGCGUGAUCAUGGACUCGUCCAGGAAUUAAAAAAAAAAAGUGUUAAGAAACGCUCCCUCUCCCUGUCGUCRUAUGAAGGGCAGCACCAGUCAGCUGUGUGAUAAUAUAUAAACACAUUUUUAUUAUUUAUAUAAGGAGGUUUUUAACUUAAACUCUCACAAGCGCUGGUUUGCUGUCCUCUAACAUUUAAUAAAAGCUUUUUAUUUUCCACGGGAUCAGUAUACAAUCAUAACCCACAUAUCCAAGUCGUCUUCCCCUCGAUACAAAAGAACAGACCUUGAGACAGAAAUAUUGUAUUAAAUACAGUGGGUGUAAAAUAAAGAAAAAGAUGGGCAAAAGACAAAAAAAAAAGGACGGUAAGAAAAGUUAUUUGAAACUUAACAUUGUUGUGCUUCAGUUCAAUCAUCAGUCAUGCAGGUGCAAAGAAAAAGAACUAUCCCUUUCCCAUGUGGGAAGGAGGAGUAUAAAUAAUAUUUAAAGAGAAAAUAGUCAUUUCAUUUUUAUCAUUUUGAUGUCUGUGCAUACUAUGACUUAUUUUGAAAAACAAUCCAAUUUUCCAUACAAAAGGAAAAAAAAGAUGUGUAAAUAUUGUACAGUUCUUGAUGAAAUUCUUUGUCCUUCUGUACAUUAACUCUCCUGUAUUUGAAAAACAAAUAAAAUCUACAAAGAACAAAUA